CAUGGCAAUGUCUAACAUGGGAGGGAAAGACACGAAUGGACCAUGUGGCGUGACUCGUUCAGACUGCAGCUCUUCUGCCUGCUUAUGGCAGUGCUGGCUGUUGUGGUGCUAGUCCAUAAUUUUUUUCAAUUAGAGAACCUGGAUGAUGACACAGUUUCAGGAUUGAAUUGGAUAACAGAAAACAAUGUCCAGCAUUCUCUGUCACAGACUACCAAAACUACCAGGAAGCCUUACUGUGGGUACACACAGCAGACCUUGUCCAAAAGGGAGCAAGCGGAGCAGGAAUCGUUGCUUGCUGCAAUACAGUGGCCAAAACCCCCUGAUGGAAAAAUUGCCUUUGCACAAAGUACUGAUCCCACACACAGUGACUUUGUGAUUGUGAAACCCAGCAGGUUCUUCAAGGUGGGUGAUCAGUUGGAGGUACUUGUUCGUAUGAAGGAUUUCCAAGGAAAACCCAAACAGUAUGGUGGAGACUAUUUACAGGCACGAAUUCACUCUCCUGUGCUGAAAGCUGGAGCAGCAGGAAGGAUUGUAGAUUGCCAUAAUGGCCUUUACAAAAUCUUCUUUACCUUGCUUUGGCCAGGAGAGGUCAAAGUUUCUGUGUCACUUGUCCAUCCGAGUGAAGCAAUCCAAGUUCUCCUGCGUUUACGAGAGGAGAGGCCGGACAGAGUCUAUUUCAAAAGCUCAUUCAAGUCUGGGAGGUAUUCUGAAACAACGGAGUGCAAUGUUUGCUUGCCUGGAGGCCUCCCAGUCUGUAACUUCACAGAUCUCUACACAGGUGAACCAUGGUUCUGUUACAAGCCUCGAAAACUGUCCUGUGCCAGCCGAAUCAGCCAUGCCAAAGGUGGAUAUCUGAAAGGUCUUCUGACGCAAGAGGAGAGCCUCUUUUUCCAAAGUGAUGUGAAUAUCAAAAGGCCGAUACUCUCCAGUGGACCAGAUUCAGUCAUUGUAAAGCCCAAGGCAUUUACAGAUUCAAGCAGUAUGGACAGAGCUGAAGAUCCCACAGCUUCCCCAUCUGGUUAUUAUUAUGAAGACCAGUGGAGGUCCAGAACACAUUGGAUCCAUAAUUUUAACAAAUCAGAUGAUAUAACCGAAUGCUUACAGGGAAAAGUAAUCCACUUGUUUGGAGACUCUACAAUAAGGCAGUGGUUUGAAUAUUUGACAGCAUUUGUUCCAGAUCUAGUGGAAUUUAACCUGGGGAGCCCUAAGAACGUAGGCCCUUUCAUGUCUGUGGACCUGAAGCACAACAUCCUGCUGAAGUUCCGCUGCCACGGGCCGCCCAUCCGCUUCUCCACAGUGUUCAGCAGCGAGCUGCGCUACAUUGCCAACGAGCUCGACAGCAUCGUGGGCGGCAGGAACACUGUCAUAGCCAUAACCAUAUGGUCCCACUUCAGCACCUUCCCCUUGGAAGUGUACAUCCGGCGGCUCAGGAACAUCCGCAGAGCUGUUGUUCAGCUGCUGGACCGCAGCCCCAAGACUGCAAUCGUCAUCAGAACUGCUAAUGUUCAGGAGCUUGGACCAGAAGUGAGCCUCUUCAACAGUGACUGGUACUCCUUUCAGCUUGAUUCUGUCAUGAGGAAAAUGUUCUCAGGAAUUGCUGUGCACUUUGUGGAUGCUUGGGAGAUGUCUGUGGCUCAUUACUUGCCACAUAACCUGCAUCCUAAUGAAAUAAUUGUUAAGAAUCAAAUAGAUGCAUUUUUAUCUUAUGUGUGCCCUUUGCAAACUUAGCACAAAUGGGUAUCCCUAUGUUGUCUCUUGCUAUAGCCGAAGUACAGUUGCUUGUUUGAGCUGUAGAAUGAGGCUGGAUGAUAUGGAAGAGCUCUGAAUACUGUACUUGCUUGCAGGAUAAGGAGGGUGGCCUUAACUCUGGUUAGCUGUGCAGGGUGGUAAAGAGGAGUUGACUCUUCAGGCCAUAUCUUCCUGGAAGAUUUAUUCCUUCAAGCUUAUCAUUCAUACCUGAGAUUAUUAGAGAGCACCUUAAAUUAAACUGGAAAGAUUCAAUAAGAAACUAUUUGGGUUAUUAGCUUUACUUGUUGUCUGCACUGUAUGCAUAAUUUAAUCCUGAUUCUGUUGCCAGGGUCUUGUUGCUCAGAACAGUGUGUGAAACCUAGGAAGGAUUUUGGGAAUGAUCUUUCAGCAUUCCAGAGGUUAAGGGAUGUCUCCUCCAGUUGUGUGUCAGAGAAGCACAGUGUCUGUUCUUGUUGUUCUUGUUUCCAAGUCCUAACUAGGAACAUAAAGGGAGUGUACCAAAGUCAGCAAUAAGGAAGCACAAUCAUAAUAUCUGUAGAAUUAAGUAAUGAAGAAUUUGCUGACAUUUAAUCCAGCACACUAGUUAGGCAUCUUUGUUGUUUACAAAUUACUGCUAAGUAAUGCAAAUAGCCAGUAUUUUAGUUUGGUUUCCUGUACUACUGAAUUUCUUUUGAGUUUUGAUACACGGUCUACUUCUUGAUUUAUUAUUAGUGAGGAUAUGUGUUUUAGACCUCAGUGAAAACACUGUCUCAGGCAGUUUCUGCAAGUUCAAGUUGCAGGCUCACCUACUUGAAGCUUAAAGCACUUGCCAGUGAAAGUGUUUCAUUUGCCAGUGAAAGUGUUUCCAUUCCCUGUGAGCUACAGCAGUUCUGUUCAGUGGCUCUGCUGUGUCCUUGGUAUGCCAGGUCUGGACGAGGAGGCCAAAUGACCCAAGGGCCCCUGGUGUGCUUUGGUAGUGGUGGUCAAGGCCAUGCAGUGACUCUUCUUCAGGGCCUGGCAGUUCUGUCAUUUCUUCAUGAACUUCACUGCUGACAGUAUAAAAGGUGGAGCACCCUGCACUCAAAAGCCAAGUGUGCCCAAGGUUGCCUUCGUAUAUCUGCUUGACACAGACCCAGGUUUGGUGGGCUGACAGCAUUUACUGCUGCUUAUUUGAUUGUGCCUGUCCGCAGUUUUAACUGGAAGCUCUUUGAAAACAGUUUUUAUUAAACUCAACUUCCAAGUUAAACAGCAGAGAAGUGUUCCAUGCUGUCAUAUUUUUGGUCCCACUCAGGCCCGAGCCGAUCUUCACUGGCUUGUGUCAAAACCAAGUUGAAUCUUUGUGAGCAAACUGAGAAGAUUAAUUAAGACAAAUUUGCAGGUUGCAGAGUAAAAUAAUCGAAAUGUCUUUAUGUUAGAAAAAGUUUCACCCUUUAUUAGGUUUGCUGCUCUCCUAAGAAAGUUUGUGCUCUUAUUGCCAGAGCCCUAAGAGAGCCAAUGCUACAGCUACAGCAACAGUAUUCAUUAUAAAGGGCAACUGAGAAGUGGUUUAAAAACAAAUAUAAACUAUUCUAGCAUGUAAAAGGCAUCAGUACUAUCCAUCUAUAAACUUAAAAAUUUAAAAAUAUUUAAACAUGUCUGGAGGAAUUGUGUACACUGAAAUAGCACCUAUUCUUAGCUUUUCAAAUCAGCAAUUGAUUUGAAAACUUGCUGGUUCCUAGUGACAACUGCCUCACACAGCAUCUGCCCUUAUAUUAGCAUUGGGUAACUAUUUCUUGCUUUAGUAUGGUAAGAGCAAUUUAGCCUCUGCUAAAAAGAGGUCACACCAGUUCAGAUCUGGGAAACUAUACCACCACAAUGGAAAAUGACUUUUCAUCUUUUCCAGAUGUAAUUUUUAAAGUAGGUAAAGACUUUCAUCCUGAAUAACAACUCUAUCCUAAUAAUGCUUAUGGGAAUAGGAAUUCAGACUUACUUUGAAGGAAACUACUUCAUUUGUGGACUGACCAUUAGGUUUAACUCAUAAAGCCAUAUUGUAUGUGAAAAUGUUGUGGCUGUAUGUGUCUUCUCUGGGUGUUGUAGUGCUUGCUACUGCUCCUCUACAGCAGCUUUAUAUCACUGUUAGCUACCAAGCACAGAGAGAGAAGAAAAUAUUUUUUUGAAUGCUUUGACAGUUGAGAGAAAGAGAACAGAACUCCUAUUAGCGAAAGUGUCUAAUUGCCUUCUGGUAGACCCUCAUCCUUUAGAUUAAUUAGAUUAAUUUCUUAAUAACUGAUGAACUAACCUAUUGGUAAUGAAUUUCAGGGAAACUGCCAGUUGAUUUAGAAUAAAGAUCAAGAUUUUAUUUCUUUGGGCUUUGAAAUAGUGAAGAGAAGUGAAGAAACUGAGGAUUUACUCGUGUUUGGGGACACUGUGCUUUUAGAUGUCAUUCAGAUGAUCUAUGAAUGAUUUUUCAUUUCUAUUCUCAUCUUACUACCAUCACACCCGUUGUGUAUGUAUGGGAUAUGCAAACACAGAAGCAAUAAAAUAUUUUUAAAUCAGUUUCUUUAAACUUCUAAGUGAAUUUUAAUAGGGACUUAGGUUAAGAUGUUGGUUAUUUUUGAAGUUACUUAAUGUGAAGCAGGACUGGAAAGGAAUUUCUCAGCAUGCGUUAAGUAUCUUCCUUGACACAUAAAAAAUUAAUUCACAAGGUUUUUCAAAGCUCUGUCUUCCUUUUAUUUUCAUUUUCUUCAUUUAAAAUGAACAAAUUGUAUUUUUUUACAUUUUUAUUCUUUUACUGAUAAUUUUCAUUAUUAAUCUUUCAACAGAUUUUUUUCUUUUGAAAUUUCUUUAUUCAAAGUCCAGCUCCCUCAAAUUCCAGUGAAAGAAACUACUUUUAUUGUGUUUAUUAGAACAUUUCAGAGUAAUUUAUUUAUAAAAUAAAUAAACUCCAUUUUAUAUAUAUUAGUGUUGUACUGUAAUAUUCUUGGAGUUUUGUUUAUCAUGUAUAUCUUCUUAGGCUGAUUUAUUCCUUCUAGAAAUUUAGUAAAAAUGUUAGUUGAAUUGUUGAUGAGAAGGGAGGAUAAAAAGUAAAUGUUUCCCUUUUUCAGGUUUUCAGUUGCUUCAGCACUACUUAAUGAGAUUUAAAUCACCAUUUUUCACUGUUUUACUUGUUAGAGGCAAGCAAUUACAAAUGGAAACUUCACUUACCACAAGUGUCUCUACAAUUUUUUAUGUGCUACAGGUGACAAUUUAAUGUGUAAAUGACAAAAAUGAAGGUUAGACGUUGCCUUCUAGAGGGGUGGAGGAUACUGGGGUUUUGCUUUUGUUUUAUUGCAGAAGUGUGGGUUAAAACAUUCUUCCAUUUAUGACAGUUUGAGUAACAGCAAAAAACUUCAAUCAUAAACGUGUUUUUCAUUUAUAAAGCACUUAUUCCUUAAGUCCAGAUCAUUUAAUAUAUAUUCAGACUGUUUAGAAGGCUCUUACUCUCUGUUGGAAGCAGUGAAGAAUUCUGUAUGUUAGAGAAAGAACUUGUUUUCAAAUAACUUGUUAUUUUCUAAUACAUGUAUGUUAUUGUAAUACUUACAAUAUGCAGAAGGCUCUACUGUCUUAUUUCCUGAUAUGAUCAGAAAAACAAUUUAAAUAGCCAAAAAGCU
Messenger RNA from Cinclus cinclus, 5357 nucleotides. It is a transcript of the gene NXPE3, whose product is annotated as neurexophilin and PC-esterase domain family member 3. The transcript is spliced from 5 exons. The record is from RefSeq and is a predicted model, not a curated record. Bases 43 to 1728 code for a protein of 561 amino acids. Lineage: Eukaryota; Metazoa; Chordata; Aves; Passeriformes; Cinclidae.